This is a messenger RNA of Saccharomyces paradoxus, 876 nucleotides long. It is a transcript of the gene NSG1, whose product is annotated as Nsg1p. The record is from RefSeq and is a predicted model, not a curated record. The transcript has a single exon. Gene Ontology annotation, cellular component: endoplasmic reticulum. Gene Ontology annotation, biological process: sterol biosynthetic process. NCBI's taxonomy places the organism in Eukaryota, Fungi, Ascomycota, Saccharomycetes, Saccharomycetales, Saccharomycetaceae. The coding region runs from base 1 to 876 and encodes 291 amino acids.
AUGGGUAAGAAGAAGAGUAAGAACCAGUUAAACACUGGUGGUACUGCUAAUGGUGUUGCUAAUGCUAAGAAAGAGGCAGCUUUGCCACCUUUAGGAAAUAAGCUGGGCAGCGCAAGUUUCACAGCAAUAAAUACACUCACUAAGCCCGCGUUGUUUUCAUUUUAUGAUGAAGAUAUCACUAAGAAUGAAGGUAAUGUUUAUGACAAGGCUUUGUUGUCUAAUGCUUCUCAAUUGGAAAUGGUUCCACCUUUCGAGAAUAUGAAACACGAAAGGUCGUUGUAUGCGAAAAUAAUUAAUAUUGUUGCGGCGUUUUUUAUUCUAUUCAUAGCAGGGAUACUCUUCCCCAUGAUAUCAGAAUGUCUGUUUGAUAAUGACCAACUGGCAAAGGGAGAUAUUGUAUCCUUUUUGAAACAUGGUAUAGAAAUUAAGAACAAGAUCGUCGCAGAACCUGACAUGGUUCCCGAUUGGGCCGUCUUUGGCACUGAAGGUGUUAUCUUUGGUUCAAUAGUACCAUUUAUUGACUACUUUGUCCGUGUCCAACACCAGCCAAAAACCAGGUCAUCAGUUUAUAAAAACACAUUGGGAUCAUUUAUAAGAUGUGCUAAUACUCUUUUAGGUAUAAUAUUUGGUAUCAGGAAAAUUGAAUGGUCCUCCUCUUUACAGGCAGCUGGUGCAUGGAGCUUAUUGAAUAUCGUUCUGUGGUUGUUCUUUGACGGCACUCUGGCCGUCUUCUUUUCAGGUUUAGUAGUCGGUGGGAUUAGUGCGUUCACUUGCUCACAGUGUUUUUCGCAGUUGUCACAAACGUUAUAUUUUAUAGAUUUCUAUUUUUUUGGAUUUUUAAUGUUCAGCAAGUUGGGCAGAUAUUUAUUCAAUUAA